GAGCCAUUUAUCACAACCUUUUCUAGCAUCAAUUAACCACCUCUAAAAAUCUAUGACGAAAAAUUUCCAGGUUUGAAAAGAAAAGUUUUCAGUCCUCUUGUCAAUUUGCAUCAUGAGCUUCAAAAUCGUACUCGUCCUUGCCAUUAUUGGCAUUGCUCGCAUAGACGCUAAAGCUGGAACGCUAGGUCGUGACGGUGUUAUUUCUGACGUUGAUUACUACGACUGUUUGGACAAACCUAACGGCCACGAAAUUCAUCCGUGGGAUUGUACGAGAUUCAUCCAUUGUGACAAUGGGCGAGCUCACGAUAAGAGCUGUAGUAGGUGCAACGUCGAUCCUGUUACCUGCCCCGAAGGGUGGCUGCAUUUCGACUAUGAGGAGGACAAAUGCGAAUAUGCGGAUGUGGCAGGAUGUCAUGUUAGCGGGAAUCAAACGAGACCUGACCCACCUACUGAGGCUCCAGAAGAAGUUCCUGAAGAUGAAACCACGGCGGGGCCAGAGGAGCCAGUCGCUGAUCCCCGUUGUCCCGUAAAUUGCGAGUACGAACCUGUAGGAUGUGAAUGUGCAAUCUUUUACCAAUGUCGGGAUGGCGUCUAUUCAGAAUACAACUGUCCAGCUGGUCUCCACUUUAACGCCGCCACCAAGGCCUGUGAUGUUCCAUCUGAAGCAGGCUGUAAUCUGAACCCGAAGACCUGUUGUACUUGCCAGUACGCCGGCACCGCGGCUUGCUCACCUAACUACGUUUUUCAAGACUUCAACCGUUCCGUCGAAUAUACUGGAGAUCAUCACUGCAUUCGAGAAGCUCGAGUUUGCGGAACAGGUCUUGUGUGGAAUUCGGGUGCCAAUAAUGCCGAUGGUGCGUGUGACUUUAAGGAGAACGUUCCUGCAUGCGCAUCCACUUAAUACCCUUUUACAUAAAUGAUAAGUUAUGAAGUUUCAAUAAAUUAAAAUAAUGCAUUCAUUAAACCCA
Molecule: messenger RNA, 968 nt
Organism: Folsomia candida
Lineage: Eukaryota; Metazoa; Arthropoda; Collembola; Entomobryomorpha; Isotomidae
Exons: 3
Coding region: 113-901 (262 amino acids)
Cellular component (GO): extracellular region
Molecular function (GO): chitin binding
Source: RefSeq, a predicted model, not a curated record